AUGAAGUUCCCCCAACUCAGUCUCGGCCUCCUGGCUGCCCUGACAACAUCAACCGCAGCCACGGAGCCCCCCUCAGCACCGCAAUCCUACUGCCCGCCCCGCCCAGCCACGCCGGCGAAGCAGCGCGCCAUCCUGGAAGAGCUCACGCAAACCCUCCUCAUCGAGAAAAACUUCGGCGACGGCGUCCCCAGGUUCUUCGCCGAGGACUACAUCCAGCACGAGCCGUCCGCCCUGUCCGGUCGCGGGAACGCCCUGAACGCCCUGCUUUCGCUGCCUGCGGCCGUAAAGUACGUCCCGGUUCACAAGGGCGUGGACAAUGAUCACGCGUGGGUCUUCGAGCGGAUGGAGGUGCCCGGGGCGGAGACGAUGGCCGUCGCGGAGUUCUUUCGGUUCAAUGGGACUUGCAUUCAGGAGCACUGGAACGUUUACAUGACGAAGCCACCGAACUCGACGAACCCGCUUCCUUUGUGGUAG
Messenger RNA from Colletotrichum karsti, 474 nucleotides. RefSeq names its product integron cassette protein. The transcript has a single exon. Lineage: Eukaryota; Fungi; Ascomycota; Sordariomycetes; Glomerellales; Glomerellaceae. The coding region runs from base 1 to 474 and encodes 157 amino acids. The record is from RefSeq and is a predicted model, not a curated record.